Triticum dicoccoides is the source of this 1130-nucleotide messenger RNA. RefSeq lists its product as uncharacterized. The transcript has 2 exons. Gene Ontology annotation, molecular function: protein binding. Bases 98 to 460 code for a protein of 120 amino acids. The record is from RefSeq and is a predicted model, not a curated record. NCBI's taxonomy places the organism in Eukaryota, Viridiplantae, Streptophyta, Magnoliopsida, Poales, Poaceae.
CGCCCCCGCCUCCGCCUCCGCCUCCGCCCAGCGGAUCCCUCGCCGCCGGCCGCCCUCUCCCCGCCCCCUGGAUCUCUGCAGGCGGCCAGGGGCCACCAUGGCAGCAGCACCACCGCCGGCGCUCCCGGACGAUCUCAUCGAAGAGAUCCUCCUCCGCCUCCCGCAGGACGACCCGGCAAGCCUCCUCUGUGCCUCUCUCGUCUGCAAGACCUGGAGCCACAUCGCCAAGGUGAAGCUCAAGCGCGCCCUGCUGCAGGGGGAGCUUAAGCGUGCCCAGCUGCAGCUGCUCAAGAACGCCCAGCUGCAGCUGCAGCUCGAGAAGGAGCAGCUCAAGGUCAUCCAGCUGCAGCUGCAGCUCGAGAAGGAGCAGCUCAAGGUCAUCCAGCUCGAGAAGGAGGAGCUCAAUCAGCUGCUGCAGAGGAGGCUUUGUGCAAGGCACCGGAGCAUAAAACGCACCUAAGAAGGCUUGGUGAUGGACAAACAGAACAGCAAACAAAAUCAAAACAUUAUGAAACUUUGUGGCUUUGAUUAUACGAAACACCUUAGCUUGCCAAAUUUGAUGGAAAAUAACCAUGGCCAACGAACAGAGACCCAGCACCCUAAAGAGUCCACCUAGAACACCCUAGUGAUCUCAUUGGACAGACAAUGUAAAGACCCGACAGGACUCACACCACCUUGUUAUUUAGAUCGACGAGGCGACAUCCAAAGGACGACGAACUGCUGACGAAUGUCUGCGGGGAGCUAGCCACACUUGGCGAUGACGACGGACUUGGUGCAGCUGCCGUCACGGGAGCCCACCUUCUCGAUGUUUCUGACGACGCCCAUGCCCCCGAUGACCUCGCCGAAGACGAUGUGUAUGCCGUCGAGCCACGAGCAGGGGACGGUGCAGAUGAAGAACUGGGAGCCAUUGCUGGUGGUGGGCCCGUGCCCGCCAUGGAGAGCAUCCCAGGCUUGUUUUUGGCCUUCCAUCGAUCGCAUCAAUGGCUGCUACGGUUUGGACUGGGAUUUCUAUGCGGGGAUUGAUUCUGCUUUGGCCUUGGGUGGGAACAGUCCUGCGUGCAUGUACAAGGAACACGACGAUGGCAGCCUCUAGAGUGACCGACUCUGACGAGCAGAUGGAUAUGUUUGGU